CCGUGCGGCUCGGCCCCGGUGUGUCCGGGACGGCCCAGGGGGGCCCUGCCGGAUUCCCGAGCCCACCUGCCCCCGGUUCCGCACCCGCGGUCCCCGCGCCCCCCGCCCCGCACAGCCCGGGAUAGGCUGAAGGCUGCCGGCACCUAGCGGCUACUCGGGAAAAGCAGAAACGGGUGAAAGCCCCGGGUGCCUCCUGGGACCCGACCCUGUCAGUCCCCGCAGCACCGGGCGAGGGCAGGAGCCCGGGAGACAGCGGGAAGUGAGCCCUGUGCCCGGGGGACAGUCCCCGAGCAUCCCUCAGGGCUGGUGACCCCCGAGCUGCACCCUGGGGCAUCUCAGUCAACAUCGGGUUUGGGACAACCUGUCUGGAUGUGGCAAGGGGUUCGUGGGCACUGCAGUGGGCUCUUGGGCACAGCACAGGUGUCUUGGAUAUGGCACAGGGCCUGGUGUGGGGGUUAGUGUAGUGGGUGGGACAAGAGGAGCAGAGCUGCCUGUCAUGCAGGGCCUGGGCUGAGAAUCCCGAAUUCAUCUCGUGUGUGAGUACAUCUAGUGCUUAAACUGGCAUUUUGAGGCUUGAGUGACAGUACUGCCAUCAGGGCUCUCAAGACCAUCCUCUCUCCCCUUGCAGGUGAGUUGGGUAUCACCAAGUGCAGGCAAGAUGGGGCAAACAGGGUCUCUGUCCCCCACACCCCCACAAGGCACUGUCACACAGCGCUGCUCUGAGCCCCUGCCCCGCCUGGCACUGCUGCUCAGUGGCCAUGACUCGGGGCAGAGGCACCAGCCUUGACUCAGUGUCCCAGCAGAGACCAAACCCAAACAGGUGCCCAGCCCCGCUCAGGCUGUGGCACCUUAUCAGGCCCUGGCAGCACUGAGUGCCCAUCAGGGACACUGUUGUGUCUGCGGGCAGAGGCAGCGCCAGUGGGGCACGCAGGGGAGGACAGCAUUCCCCACCUCUGCCCAGGCACUGCUCCUCCAGGUCCCUGUCCCAGCACCAUCCUGUGAAACAGAGUGGGGCUGGGCUGGUGCCCCCACAGUUGUGCUGCCCCCACCCCAAGCACAGCUCUGAGGCCAUGCAGGGGCUCGGUGCUGGUGUUUGGUGCUCAAUGUAGCCCAGGUCCUCGCCUGGGACAGCCCCAUGCCCUCAGUCCUUGAUGGGGGGCUUUUUGGGAUUCCCAAGGCUGUGGAGGUCCAGACUGGCUGCUGCUCCUCAGCCACACACCCCAGCAGGGUCUGGAGCUGCCCCAGCCCUGAGGAGAGGUUGCAGCUGGCAGGAGGCAGGAGUAGAAGUGGGGCUGGGGGUCAGAAAGGGCUGUGCCCCGCCAGCUGAGGGUGGCUGUGAUGAAACCAGUGAGACCCCAGGCCCUUUGAAAGUACUUUGGGACACUAUUGGGACUCCAAUACCUCCUGCCUCCAGGCACCAUCAGCAGGACAGACCUCAGGGAGGACCUGCAGUCAAUGUCCUCCGUUCUCAGCCACCCUCCUCCUCCGCUGGAUUUACUCCCCAUUUCCAGGCAGCUUCUUCUCCCCAGCCCUCCCUCGCAUCCAUUCUGGCAUCUCCUCCCGGCCCUGGCUCCCUUCCUGCGGUUCCCACUGCCCUCUUCUCCCCGGGCUGGCAGGACAGACGGUGACCCGGCUGUGUGGGUGCUCAGCACCCGCCGGAUGCGGUCGUGGGGUGCGGGUGCGGGUGUGGGGCGGGCAAGGGGCGUGUCGGGGCUGCUGAUAACAGCGGGCGCCGUGCCGGGCAGACGGCACAGGCGAGUGGGAUGAGCCAAGGACCCCCAUCCCGGGCAGCCGGGCCCCGAGGCAGCAGAAUGGGGUCCAGCAAUCUCCUCCACACCCUCUGCAUCGUCUCGGUGCUGGCCGGGUGCCUGCACCCUGCCGCGGCCCAGUGGUUUUCCCUGGGCUCAGAGGACACCACCCCGGAUCCAGGGACCAGCCCCGUGCCCCCCACCCCGGAUGGGGAGGAAGACAGAGACGCCAGCGUGGGGAAGGUGCUGCUGAGCAAACCUCCUCUGGCAACAGCCCCUAGACGCCGUGACCAACUCUCCAGGGGGACAGCGAAGGGGUCAGACCAUGCCCCGCCACGCACACGAGGCCAGCACCGACCCACAGCCGCCCCGGAGAUCUUUGAGGGGAGCGCAGUGGAAGAGGAGUUCCUGCAGAUCCAGACAACGGCAAAGGGGCUGCCCCGGCGGGUCCCCUCGGCCCCGGAGACGGACCCAGCCCUCCAGAUGCACAACAUCUCCGGCUGUGUCUGCCCCGUGCGCCCCGGUCCCCCCGGCCCUCCCGGCCCAAAGGGAGACAAAGGUGACCGAGGGUUCCCUGGAGAGAGAGGCCAGCCCGGAUUCUCAGGGGAGAAAGGGAAGUCCGGCAGCCCAGGACAGCCAGGUCACCAGGGUCCCCGGGGACCCCCAGGCCCUCCGGGUCCUCCGGGACCCCCGGGACCCCCGGGUGCCUGGGGAGGCCGGGGCCAACCCGCACCUGCUGCACUGCCUGAGAGAUCAGAGAACGAGCACCUCGGAGUCUCCAGCCCUGUGGGAAACCCAGGACCCCCAGGUCCCCCUGGGCUGCCCGGCAUGCCCGGACCCCCCGGCUACCCAGGCCACGAUGGCCCCCAGGGGGCCCCUGGGCGGGAGGGAAAGCCAGGCCCCCCAGGCCCUCCAGGAGCUGUGGGACCACCUGGUUUCCCUGGGGCUGAAGGACUUCCAGGAUCUCCAGGCUCAGCUGGGCCAGAUGGACCCCCAGGGGCACCCGGACUCCCAGGGCCUCAGGGUCCCCCCGGGGUGCCCGGGCACGAAGGACCUCCUGGUCCCCCAGGAUCUGCAUCACUCCCUGGCAAACCAGGGCUCCGAGGGGAGCCAGGAUUCCCAGGCCCAAAGGGUGAGAAGGGCGAGUAUGGGCUGCCAGGCAUGCCAGGGAGCCCUGGCCGGACCGGAGAGCCAGGGUCCCCAGGCAUGCCCGGUCCCAUGGGGCCACCAGGACCACCAGGGGACUACAGGUGUGACUCACGCCACGCUGGACACCGUGGAUUGGCCGGGCCGAUGGGCCCCAAGGGAGAAAAGGGCGACCCUGGAGAGCCGGGGUGCUGCUAUGGGGAACACGGGUGCAAACCAGGCCAUCUCCCCUUCCCCAGCACUGGCAGCCAGCCCGGCUCCUGGGGGUCCAUCCACAGGUUCCAGACGGAUAGCAAAGAGGAACCAGAGAUUUACGGAGCCAUCAUCCCCCAUGGUCUGCGAGGUCCCCCUGGGAACCCUGGCCCCCCUGGACCCCCCGGCCCCCCUGGCCCACCAGGUCUCCUCUACCUCAAUAGGGUGCACCCCGUGCAUGCCCAGCCGCCCUGCAAGCAGCCGGCACCUGCAGACCGCAGCUGGCCAUCAGAUGCUGGCGUCCCUCACACAGAGCCCUCAGACUCCCGUGGUGAUCUCCAGCGCCAGACGUGGGUUUUCAAGUCCAAGGAGCUGAUGGUGAAGGCGAGCAGUGCUGUGCCCGAGGGGAGCCUGGUCUACGUGCGGGAAGGGAGCAACGCCUUCCUCCGGACCCCCACUGGCUGGAGCCGCCUCCUGCUGGAGGAUCCAAAGUCAUUCCUGGCUGGUGAUGACCCUUCUGCCUCCACCCCACAGUACCAGGAGGCAAAGAGGGCGCAGCCAAGAGGUUCCAACAUUCUGUCACCCAUGCAGUCUCCAACAGACUCACUGAUUCAGAAGGAGGAGGAACAAGGGCUGCCCCAGAUUCUGCCAACCACCAUCGCCCCACGGAUCCCAUCUCUCCGCCUGGCUGCCCUCAACGUGCCCCUCUCUGGUGACAUGAGCGGGAUCCGGGGCGCUGACCUGCAGUGCUACCGGCAGUCACAGGAGGCCGGGCUCUACGGAACCUUCCGGGCCUUCCUGUCAUCCCCCACCCAGCACCUGGUGUCCAUCGUCAAGCGGACAGACAGGACCCUCCCCAUCGUCAACCUGAAGGGGCAGCUGCUGGCCAAGUCCUGGAGCUCCCUCUUUGGGGGUCAGUCUGGUGCUGCCCUGCAGGGUCCCAUCUACUCCUUCAAUGGGCGCAACAUCCUGCUGGAUCCGCUCUGGCCCCGGCGGUUAGCCUGGCAUGGCUCCACACCGCGGGGUGGCCAUGCCCGCCGAUGGGAUUGCCAGGGCUGGCGCAGCUCUGGCACAGCCGAGGGCGUGGCCACUGCCCUGGGCGAGGGCCGGCUGCUGGCUGGGCAGCGGCACAACUGCUCCACACCGCUGGCCGUGCUCUGCAUCGAGGUGGCUUUCCCUUACCGGCACAUGUGGUGA
Catharus ustulatus (Swainson's thrush) is the source of this 4283-nucleotide messenger RNA. RefSeq names its product collagen alpha-1(I) chain-like. Lineage: Eukaryota; Metazoa; Chordata; Aves; Passeriformes; Turdidae. The transcript has 23 exons. The coding region runs from base 1764 to 4283 and encodes 839 amino acids. The record is from RefSeq and is a predicted model, not a curated record.